GCACCGCCGAAGGGCCCAGCCCAGGAGCGGGACAAUAAAAUCCCUGACACCACUGUUCAAGAGGCCUCGGGGGGGGGUGGAAGGCCAGGCCAGCUGCAGGAUAUAAAGCUGUCCCCGCUCCCGGCACGGCACUGCAGCACAGUGGUUUGCCAGGCUCCUCCAGCGCUCUCCAAUGGAUAUCACCAUCCACAACCCCCUGAUCCGCAGACCUUUCUUCUCUUGGUUGGCACCGAGUCGUAUCUUUGACCAGAUUUUCGGGGAGCACCUGCCGGAGUCGGAGCUGCUCCCUGUUUCCCCCAGCUUCAGCCCCUUCCUGAUGAGAUCCCCCAUCCUUCGGAUGCCCAGUUGGCUAGAGACAGGACUCUCGGAGAUGCGACUGGAUAAGGACAAAUUUUAUGUGAACCUGGACGUGAAGCAUUUCUCCCCUGAGGAGCUGAAGGUGAAGGUGCUCGGGGACAUGAUCGAGAUCCACGGGAAGCACGAGGAGCGCCAGGACGAGCACGGCUUCAUCGCCAGGGAGUUCAGCAGGAAAUACCGGAUCCCGGACGACGUGGACCCGCUGACCAUCACGUCGUCGCUGUCGCUGGACGGGGUGCUGACCGUCAGCGCUCCCCGCAAGCAGAGCGAUGUCCCCGAGCGCACCAUCCCCAUCACCCGCGAGGACAAACCGGCCAUCGCAGGCGCCCAGAGGAAGUGAGGGCUGCUCUGCUGUCCCCAAAGCCACCCCUGGAGGGCCAUUCCAGAGCUCUUUCCUCCACCAGGUGCCGGCCGUACUGAAUGGCUGCUCGUAUUAUUUAUGCUGAGUAAGUUUACUAACGAAUAAAACCAUGGAGAAGCA
Vidua macroura (Pin-tailed whydah) is the source of this 838-nucleotide messenger RNA. It is a transcript of the gene CRYAB, whose product is annotated as crystallin alpha B. The transcript is spliced from 3 exons. Lineage: Eukaryota; Metazoa; Chordata; Aves; Passeriformes; Viduidae. The coding region runs from base 173 to 697 and encodes 174 amino acids. Gene Ontology annotation, molecular function: protein folding chaperone; structural constituent of eye lens. The record is from RefSeq and is a predicted model, not a curated record. Gene Ontology annotation, biological process: protein refolding; response to heat.